Messenger RNA from Drosophila simulans, 2925 nucleotides. It is a transcript of the gene Ets96B, whose product is annotated as ETV5-related protein Ets96B. Bases 349 to 2244 code for a protein of 631 amino acids. The transcript has 7 exons. NCBI's taxonomy places the organism in Eukaryota, Metazoa, Arthropoda, Insecta, Diptera, Drosophilidae. Gene Ontology annotation, cellular component: nucleus. Gene Ontology annotation, molecular function: sequence-specific DNA binding; DNA-binding transcription factor activity, RNA polymerase II-specific. Gene Ontology annotation, biological process: cell differentiation; regulation of transcription by RNA polymerase II. The record is from RefSeq and is a predicted model, not a curated record.
AGCCGAGCCAUUGGCCUUUCCCCUUUGCAGCGAGUCAGCCAAUCGGCGGGCAGAGGAGGCGGAACGCGUCUGCGCAGUGCAUCCUGGCUAGCUUCCAGGAGCAGCAACCCCCGAACGGUACUCCGGCCGAUUUGCCUGGCAUCCUGGCCAGGUGCCCUCCACCAGUCACAACGGAAUCUCGGAACCAACUGCACGAAGGCAACGGAAUGCGCGCUGAUUACCAUCAACGUCAAGUGAAAGCCAUCGAGCUCUGAAUAAUUGAGGAGUAUUGAUGAGCAGCAGCCAGGUGAAAUCCUAUUAGUGAAAAUCCAACAAGUUCAAGAGUGCAUCCGGACCACCGAUCGAUCCAUGGAUACGGCCAAGUUGAGCGACUACGGCGAGGCCAAGACGCACCUGGAGCAGCUGCAGCAGACGCUCACGCACCUGGACCACCCGCACCACCACCACGCACACCAUCCGCACCACCACCUGGGGCUCUACCAUGGCGCCCUGCCCAACACAUCCACCAUAACCACCGACUCGGUGGUUUCCUGUGUCAGCUCCACACUGCCGGCGGUGGCCAAGGCCAUUUCCGCAUCCUCCAGCUGCGAUGGCGUGCAGUCGGAGCGCAAAAAGUGCCCCACCAGCGAUCUGGAUUCAGGUGGUCAUGGUCAUGGUCACGGGCAUGGCCUUAUGGAGGCCAUCUGCGCUGGCCAGAAGACGUCACCUAUACCACCGCCGCCACCACCUUGCUGCUUGACCCUGGGCGAAAGCUCAUCCUCGCCGAAUCCCAUCGCCACGGCCGCCCUGAUGAACGCUUCCACCUCCGGAUCCUCCAGCGCGGGUGGAGCAAGUGCCUCUCUCUGCAACGAUCUCACACGGGAAUCUUCCUGGUACGCCCACCAUCAUCAUCACCACCAUCACCAUCAUCACCAGUUGCCCGACGAGCUGGUCAUGUAUGCCACGCCCACUCCCACGCCGGCAAUCGGGAAAUUCGGACUGGACACUUCCACCGAGGGUUACUUGAACGCAAGGUACAAUGUGAAUGUCAAAGGCGUGCGGCAUGAUAGAACAUCGAGUUUCUUUGACAUACCCGCUGUGACGCACCCGCACACCCAUCCACACCCACAUCCGCACCCGCAUCCGCACCCGUACUGCUACAGAUUUCCAUCAUCGCCACCCGCGGGCAUUCUGAAAAAGAGCGACGAAGAAGCCACCUCGGCAGCCGUCUACUGCAGCGACGUGUCCUCCGGCCAGCACUUUCCGCACCACACGAAGAUCGAGCACGCGGACUCCACCACCACGGCGGCACAGCAGCAGCAUCAGCAGCAGCAGCAACAGCAGCAACAGCAACAGCAGCAGCAGCAGCAACAGCAGCAGCAACAACUGCAGCAAGCUGCUGCACUGCAUCCGCACCACCAUCACUCCCACCAUGGCCACCAUGGCCAUCAGCAGGCGGAGCAGCAGGCUCUCACCCACUUGACACCACUCCAUGCCGCCUCCGCUUUCAAAUUUAGCCACACGGCGGUCAUAUCCAGCUCGGCGGUAUAUGCCACGCCCUCGCACUACGCCCACCAACAGCAGACGCAGUCGCAGUCCGUGUACAGGGAUCUCUCGCCCACCACCUUGGCGGCGGUCAGCGAUGCGGAUCUGAAGUACGACAGCGGUCCCUACAACGCGGCCAUCUCAUCCACCUAUCCCUCCGCGCUGCGGCCCAAUGUGGUGGACUCCACCACAUCCAGCGAUGCGGAACUGCGCCUGGAUCAGUUCUACGCCAGCAAUGGCAUCUCCACCAGCAGCAAUGGCCAGGCGAUCAGCCAGCGCAGGGGUUCGUUGCAGCUCUGGCAGUUUUUGGUGGCCCUCCUGGAUGAGCCCACAACCAGUGCCAGUUGCAUCGCCUGGACCGGGCGUGGCAUGGAGUUCAAGCUGAUCGAGCCGGAGGAGGUGGCUCGGCGCUGGGGUCUCCAGAAGAAUCGACCCGCCAUGAACUACGACAAGUUGUCCCGCAGUCUGCGCUACUACUACGAGAAGGGCAUCAUGCAGAAGGUGAACGGAGAGCGCUACGUCUAUCGGUUCGUCUGCGAUCCGGAUGCGCUGUUCAACAUGGCCUACGGUCACCUGACCACCGGUUCUGGCAAGGGUGACCAGCACCAGUUGACGCUGUCGUUGGCGAAGACGCCUCCGACUUCCGGCGACUCCCAGACGCAAUCCCCGCGCGUCGCCAAGUCGGAGUAUUACGAUACCGCCGCAUUGCAUAAAUAUUAACCAUAUAGUCGCCAUAUGUGGGCGGAGCUUUCGAAAGCGGCCGCGUGGGCGUGGCCGUGUCCCGUGUACAUUGUGUAAUCUAGUUGCGUGUGGGGUUACGAAUUCGAAAUGAAGGUUUCGUUAUGAUGAGCUGCGUUGGGAAUAGCUUGGAGGGGUACGAAGGCUGUUUUUCAGUAAUAUCGGGGUCACCAUCUCCUGAAAAUUACAUACAAUAUGGUUUCAAAAUUGCAAUUCUGUUUUAUUAUAAAGUUCUUCGACAUUUUUAUGCACCGUGCCCCUCUCUAGACAACAUAUAUCGAGUUAUUCCAAAGACUAGGCUGAUCAUAACGACAUACACAAAAGGUACUUUACAAUAUUUACAUAUAGCAUAUAUACUUGAGCGCUUAUGUAUACAUAUAUAUAUGUAUCUGUGUACAUAGAGGGGGAUACAGAAGACAGCAGUCAUGUGUCCACCAAAUAUCGUAGUUCUGCAUUGAGGUUGAGUUACUUAAAUAAACUAUUUAGCCAGUUUCCGAUUUCGAAGACCGUGCAAUUUGGCAGAUUAGGAAACCAUGAAACUUCAGUUCAAUAAGGUAACAUUUAAAAAAAAAAUUGUUAAAUCUAAAGUCCACCAAAUUGCAUCGGUUGGAGAAACCGGAAACAGAGCUGUUUGAACCGUUUAUGUUCGUUAAUAAAUGGCAA